This is a messenger RNA of Cyprinodon tularosa, 6371 nucleotides long. RefSeq names its product oxysterol binding protein-like 6 (gene osbpl6). The transcript is spliced from 23 exons. Gene Ontology annotation, cellular component: intracellular membrane-bounded organelle; cytosol; plasma membrane. Gene Ontology annotation, molecular function: cholesterol binding. Bases 402 to 3167 code for a protein of 921 amino acids. NCBI's taxonomy places the organism in Eukaryota, Metazoa, Chordata, Actinopteri, Cyprinodontiformes, Cyprinodontidae. The record is from RefSeq and is a predicted model, not a curated record.
UUGCUGCAGGGAGGAGCGACUGGGGUGCAGCGGAGAGAUGAGCUGAGCAUCACAGCCCCGCAUUCAAGGAAACGGACUAUCACAGCACUUGUUUUCUCUCUCUAUGUAUUUAUUUGUAUAACUCCCCGCUGUGUGUUCGGUUCCGUGAAGCUCCAUGAGGUGAAACAUUAUCUCUCAGAAAAGGAGCUCGAUGUGAGCAGGUUGUCUCUGAGGAGCGGGGGAUCUCUGCCCAGUCAAGGAAGACCCCCUCAAUUGUUUCCUGCGCCAAGAACUGUAAAGACAUGGUCAUCACAGCGCAUCUGUGAUGAGCGGCAGGCUGUGUGUGUGAGGAAGUCUCAGAGGAUGUUCCCGAUCUGUGGGCCCCAGUGCUGAAGCUCUGCAGGGCUGACUGUUGGGCCACCAUGUCUCAGCACCAUCAAUACCAGCGAGGCCUUCACGGCCGCACCAUGAGCUCCGAGGACAGGAGCUUCACACCGGUGAACAGGACCGCCGCGCCGGUUCAGAAGAGCGCUUCUUCUUCCUCUUCCUCCCAGCGAGACAGCCGGCAGGAGGCAGAUAGCUGGGAAAUAAUCGAGGGACUGAAAAUCGGUCAGAGCAACGUUCAGAGGCCUGAUAAACACGAGGGUUUUAUGUUGAAGAAGAGGAAAUGGCCCCUGAAAGGAUGGCAUAAGCGUUUUUUUGUUCUGGACAAUGGCAUCCUGAAGUACUCCAAGACUCCGAUUGAUAUUCAAAGGGGGAAGCUUCACGGCAGCAUUGAUGUCGGCCUCUCUGUCAUGUCUAUCAAGAAGAGGGCGCGUCGCAUCGACCUGGACACUGAGGAGCACAUCUAUCACCUGAAGGUUAAAUCUCAAGACAUCUUUGACGCCUGGGUGUCAAAGCUGCGCCAUCACCGGCUGUAUCGACAGAACGAGAUAGUACGCUCUCCCCGGGAGCCCACGAUGCGAACGUUUCCUCCCUCAGCUGCCAUAGAGCCACCCCAACCGCCGCCGAACGUAGUGAACGAAACAAAGCAAGCCAAGUCCAGCAGCUUGCCAUGGCAGCCGGCAGCUCCCAGCAGCAGCAGCAACAGCAGCCUGCAGGCGUCCUACAGCAAUGGUCAGAGCCGGGUGGUAGCUUGGCUUCACGAAUCUGAGGAGAUGGACAAGUGUGCAGAGGAGCUUGCACGCUGCCAGUCCAACCUGACUGAGUUAAGCCGGUUAUUGCAGAGCCUUGAGAUCCUGCAGAGAACACAGUCAGCUCCUAACUUCAUAGACAUGCAGACCAAUUGCGUAGAACUGUCAAAGAAAGAAAAGCGCUUUAACAGAAGAUGGAGAACAAAAAGUGUCGGCAAAGACCCAAAAUUCCAACUGCAGGUCCCUCUAUCUGCCAGCAUGUCUCCUGUCCGCCUCCACUCUUCCAAUCCAAACCUGUGUGCUGAACUGGGGGACUACCAGCCUCCGGUUUCUCGUUUGUCAGACAGUGUGGAGUAUGCCAGUGACUACAUUAAGCUUCAGGAGGAAUUCUGCACUAUUGCCCAGAAAGUCCACUCUCUCCUGAAGUCGGCCUUCAACACUGUGGCCAUAGAGAAGGAGAAGAUCAAACAGAUUCUUUCCGAGCAGGAGCAGUCAGACCAGUCAUCCCAGAUCAUCGCUAUCAGGAAAUCUCUGUCUCUGGCUCUAGCCCAGAAUGCAGAGCUUCGAAGCCGCCUCAACCGCAUCCACUCUGAGUCUAUCCUGUCUGAGCAAGUUGUCAGUGUGAACAUCAUCGCCACGCCUGACGAGGCCGUGGAGCAGAUGGGGAUCCCUCUGACUCAGCAGGCCUCCAAUGAAAGUCGACUCUCCAUGUCGGAGUCCGUCUCAGAGUUCUUCGAUGCGCAGGAAGUGCUUCUGUCAGCCAGCUCGUCGGAGAACGAGGGCUCGGAUGAUGAGUCAUACGUCAGCGACGUGAGCGAUAACAUUUCAGAGGACAACGCCAGCGUGACCGAUAACGUCUCCCGACAAAUGGCCAAUGGAGACUUCGCCGGCAGCUCCUUCCGUAACGGGCGGCGCAUCUGCCUGCCGGCUCCCUGCCCGGACACCAGCAACAUCAACCUGUGGAACAUCCUGAGGAACAACAUCGGCAAAGACCUGUCCAAGGUGUCCAUGCCUGUGGAGCUCAACGAGCCGCUCAACACGCUGCAGCGCAUGUGUGAGGAGCUGGAGUACAGCGAGCUGCUGGACAAGGCCGCAGAGACCGACGACCCCUUUGAGCGUAUGGUCCUUGUCGCUGCGUUCGCCGUCUCUGGCUACUCCUCCACUUACUACAGAGCAGGAAGUAAGCCAUUCAACCCGCUGCUUGGAGAGACUUACGAAUGUAUUCGGGAAGACAAGGGCUUCUGCUUUUUCUCUGAGCAGGUGAGCCACCACCCUCCCAUCUCCGCCUGCCACUGCGAGUCAAAGAACUUCACCUUCUGGCAAGAUGUGAGAUGGAAAAACAAAUUCUGGGGGAAAUCUAUGGAGAUUUUACCGAUGGGAUCUGUGAAUCUCUUAAUUCCCAGGUUUGGAGAUCAUUAUGAAUGGAAUAAAGUCACCACCUGUGUGCACAACAUCCUUAGUGGACGACGGUGGAUCGAACAUUACGGGGAGAUCACCAUCAGAAACACCAAGAGCAGCGCCUGCCUUUGCAAACUUACCUUUAUUAAGGGAAACUAUUGGAGCUCAAAUGUGAACGAGGUCCAGGGAUUUGUGAUGGAUCAAGAGGGGAAAGUGAUUCACAGGCUUUUUGGAAAAUGGCAUGAAGGUCUUUACUGCGGCGUCCCGCCGUCUGCCAAAUGUGUCUGGAGGCCAGGCUCCAUGCCGACAGACUACGAGCUCUAUUACGGCUUCACCAGAUUCGCCAUCGAACUGAAUGAGCUGUGCCCCGAGCUGAAAGACGCCCUGCCGCGUACAGAUGCUCGCUUCAGGCCCGAUCAAAGAUAUCUGGAGGAAGGAAACGUGGAGAUGGCCGCCUCUGAAAAGCAGCGAAUCGAGGAUGCCCAGAGAGCCAGGAGGAAGUGGAACGAAGAGAACAACAUCAAACACGAGCCGCGCUUCUUUAAGAAAGUGAUGGAUGCCAACCACAGGGAGAGGUGGGUCUCCAACAACACGUACUGGGAGCUCCGUAAGAACCCUGGCUUCAUCAACAUGGAGCCCACCGUCAGCCUCUGGUAGCACAUGGAUCAGCAUCCAUGGCAACACCAGGAAGCCCUUACCUAUGCACAGGAGGCGCGUUGGAUAGAAACACUCGCUGCAUGGACCGGAAGGACCGCGGAGUGGAGGGAUGACCUGUUGCCUCGCGUGGGUGGGGGCUGCCAAGUGGUCACCCAUCCAUGGAAACAUCCUCAUCCUGCUUUUUUGAAGCCAGGUCGCAGCUACUACGUAGAUCGCUCCUCUGACUUUCCCAGUUUGUCCUUGCCUUAAAAAGACCCCCAUAUGACUCAAAGGAUUAGGCGCCUUUUAGUUGAAGCCAUUUCGUUUCCAAACAGCAGUUUGGCUUAGACUAGUCUAUGGAGUAGACAUCUGGAUUACCUUCCAUCCGUGCAUGUUUAGAGAGCAGCUUUCUCCGGCAUAAAGCCGUAUUUAUUAUAAGAUCAAAUAUUGUAGAGAAAAAAAUAAGAAGUAUUUUUGUAAAAAAAAAAAAAAGAAAGAAAAAGAAAUCUUGUGUGAAAGAGAAUAACUUGAAUUGGCAGAUUUUAUUUAUUUUUUGCUUUUUAAUACUAAUGAAUCUAUGAAAUGGCAGCAUCUUCUCUGGGGAAACGACUCAUACUAGAUUAACAGAAACAGCGGGAGUAGAUUAACGACGCCCCGCCAACAUGCAGGUUGGUAUUAAACGUACAGCCUGUUGUAAAUAGCUCACACACCGUCUGUCAUGAUGCAAUCAUGUUUAUUGAACAUUUUAAUUUAAAGACACGUGGUCAGAAUGGGUUUCUGUGGAGAGGUGUUUUCCCCACUGUGGGACAAUUAAGGAAUAUUAUUAUUUACUGUUUGCAAAGAAAAAAAGGUAUUUUAUUUCCAUGACCUUUUGAACCUAAACCAUCCCGUUACAACCGUAAACACUGAUGUAUUUUACUGGGAUUUAGGUGAUAGACUUACACAAAGUGAAGCAUAACUUUGAAGAGGAAAGAGAAGACUGUAAUCUAGUGUGUCUUUCGGGGUAUUUCCACUGCAGCUUUGCACGUCUAGACACUAAAAUCUUUGAGACAGCUCAGUUACACAAGAUGGAGAGCCACAUUCUCAUUUCCAUACUGUACAGCAUCCAGCGUUUGCUGGCUUUUCCUUAUUUUGAUCCCUUUCCCCAUUAAAGAUACAGAAUGAAGAUGUUUAAACUAUGAGGCGAUAAUGUAUGUAGCAAACAAAAAAAAUAGUGAAAUAACAUUUUUUAGAUUCUUCCAAAGAGCCCCUCUUUGCACUUUUUUGUUUCAAUUAGCUUCAUAUAAGGAGAUGUGUCCUUUUCAUCUGACCUGAAAAAUAUCUUUUUUAUGUUCGCUUGUGGAAAAACUAUAAAGUCAAUUUAGCUUUCUUUGAAUGGUGGAUUAUUAUUCCCCUCUGUUGUCCAAAGGACAGAUUUGUGGACAGCUGGUAUCACUUAUUCUCCUGAUAGCUCCUCCAUAGCUACCAUGGGUCUCUACUGCAUUUUUCAGAUUAUUCUUCUCCUUUACUGGCCGGUCCUGAUAGAUCUGCUUUUGCUCCAUACUCCAUCCUUGCUCAGAUUAUGGAAAAGGAAAUCCAAAUAUUGGAAUAUUGGCUUUAUGACCCGAUUCCAAUUAAAACUUCUCAACUUUCCCUCCGACCUUUCUGCCGGCUUCUUCAUGAUGCUGUUUGUUCACUUAUUUUCUCCAACAAACCUCUGCAGUGUUGAUAGAACAUUUUGAUUUAUACUGAGAUUAAAUUAUGCUCAAAUAAAAGAGGCUGAAUAGAAAGACUUUCUCCGUUUGUAAAAAAAAAUCUAAUACUCCUAAAUUAUGCAGGACUGUUAGUCUGUGACCUAAAGUCCCAGUAAAAGCAGCUGAGGUUUAUGGUUGUGACGGUCUGUAAAUUUAAAUUGACUGUGAAUUCUUUUGAGAUUUGCAGUUAAAUAUUUAAAGCUCAGUGUAAGAAAACACAAAAUGAUAAAGAUUGUAAAGGUUGGUCAUUAUUACAUCAGCUUAAAAAAAAACAUUUUCCUUUUAACAUUUAAAAAAAAAUUCUGAUGAUCUAAAAAUAUUCAGAAUCUGUCAUUUUUCCAGAUUUGUGGCAAUUUUCUUAAUCAGUUAUUCCAUUUAAAUAUUAGAACUGGUAGGGGACUGUGUAUAGAUAAUGAUGCAACAGCGACACCUACUGGUUUUCAUAUAGAAGACCAGCAGGCUAACUUUUUCAUACUAUAUUAAAUUUUUUUUUUUUGCUUUUUUGUGACCUAAUUAUGUCGAAUUCCCCAGAAAACUUACUGCUAGGACUUUUUGCUUUUACAUAGAACCGGACGGUUGCAUAAAGUUUGUAUAUUUAGUGCAAAACUGAGAAGCUUUAAUGUUUGGAAUAGCUCCUUAACUUUUUAUUUAGUUCUUCAGACUAAUAGAACCUUUAAAAAAUAUCUCACACUGUCCAAAUCUAAAAUGGUUCCCUUAGUCCUGCCCUGCAGGGUGAAAGAAGAUUAUAUAUAUAUAUAAAUAAAUGGGCAGAGUGAAGAUUGCAAACCAAAAAACAGGUAGAUCUGCUUUGCAUUAAUGGGAUUCAUAUACUAUAAAAAAAUAUCUCUUGGAUCACAGUCUUAAUGCUACAUCUCUUUGGUUUCACUUGCUGUGCCUUAAUGCAUUUAUCAAUGCCUCUCACACACACCCCCACACCACGAAGAAGGUAUGCCAUUAAAGAAAGUCACCCUGCACACUCUCCAUCAGCCUGCAGAUGAUUACACACGCUAAGGAUUUCCUUCUGGAAGAAAAAAAUUCGAUUUAAUGUAUUUUCGUUUCGUCUGCAGCACGUUGCUGGUUUAAAGACGUUCUUCACCGGGUUCAGCGACGGCGUCCCAGCAGCUCAAAGCAGUGGUUAGCGUAGUCCUUGUAUCAUAGAAUCAGGAAAAAAAAAUAAAAGAUCUGAAGCUUUUCUUCCCCUUCGCUCCACCUGCAUGCCUAGAAUACAUUAGCUUGCCAAUGAAUGUCUUUGAUGCCUUACAAAGAAAAGGGUUUUUUGUUUUUUAUUCCUUUAAAACUUGGACCCCCUAUUCUUCUUUUUGGACUGACACAUUAUUAAAAGGCACUAAAAAGUCAGCUUGGUUUUAAUCAGAUCUUUUCCCUAGUGGAUACCUUCUAAAGUGCAAUUUUAACUAAGUACAUAUCUCUUCAUGAACACUGUACACUGCUGCUGCAUAGUGCUUGUUCUAAUAAAACAGCAAACGCCAACUGA